UCGAAAGGCUCUGGUAAAAAUGGAACCUAAAGUGUAGAAAGUUGAUCGCAGCUAUAAUAGCGCCAAUGGACAUGCACCGCUCAAUAAGAAAGAGUGAAUCUGGCAUCAGUCCCGACAUUCCAGGCCAACCUUAUUGCGUGUCGGUGUUAAAAGAGGGCUACUGCACAGUUCAACCCGAUGGCUCCUUCAAAGCGGACGGUACUAUUUCUUUAAUUACUGGACCAAACACUGUUCUGGUCGAUACGGGGGGUCCGUGGGACCGGGACUUUCUCGUCGCAAGACUAAAGGAGAAGGGUCUGACGCCAGACAGUGUGGCUCUAGUAGUAGGAACACACGGUCACUCUGACCACGUGGGAAACUUGGGGUUGUUUCCAGACGCCAAAAUAAUCGUGGGAUGUGACAUAAGUGUGGGAGAUCGAUACCUGCCAAAUCAACUGGCUGAAGGACAGCCAUAUCCUAUUGAUGAUUUUGUAUCCAUCAUCCCCACUCCUGGUCACACCGGAAGAGAUGUCAGUGUCUUGGUAAAGGGAACCUCAGAGGGCACAGUCCUUGUUGCUGGGGAUUUGUUUGAGCGUUGUCAUGAUGAAGACUCCUGGAAGGAGCUGAGUGAGAACCCUCAGAUACAAGAGACCAACCGACAGAUGGCGUUACAGACUGCUGAUGUCAUCAUUCCUGGACACGGGCCAUUGUUUAGGGUGCACAGACAAUAAUAGCAUUGAUGUAAUUCUGAAGCUGAGUUCAGUCAGUGUUCGAAUAAGGCACUUAUGAAACCUUGACCUGGAAAAACAGGUCAAAACAUAACUACUUUGAGUCUGUGACGCAAUGAUGUUCUAAUAAUAUGGCACCUUGGUCUGCCUGUUUGCCCAUGCCGUUCAGUUCAAUGCACUUCAAAUUAGGCUACUGACAGUUCCUUUUUUGUUGGAAAAAUUGUCUAUUUGAGAUGUGCUUAACUGAUUAAUUACUUCAGUAACAUUAUAUAUUACAAUAAAACAGAACCAGGUUGCUCUAAUCUGGGUAUGAAAUGGAUUCAUUUAUUUCAAAAUAUUUUUAUGUGUGUCAUGUAAAUCAUUUAAACGUGUAAGAAUAUAUCAGUGCUGUUGUUAAAAAUAAGAAAGGCGACUGUUUUGAUUUUGAACUCUUCUGUAGUUAUGACAGCUGUGCAGCGGUAAUAGGCCACAAUUAAAUACAGUUAUCGAAAUACUAUUUUAUUGCAUUGUCAAUGUGUGCUACCUGUAUUAAAUAUAAAAGAGUUUGCCGUGUUUGUGUGAGUUUCCUCUGGGUUCUCCCACAAGUCCAAAAACAUGCAGGUUAUGUGAAUUGGAGUCUCUAAAUUGCCCCAUUAGGUGUGAUUGAGAGUCCCCCAGCCACUGGGGGUUGUGUCAGGAAGGGCCUCUGGCUUAAAACCUGUGCCAAGUCAAAUAUGCAGAUCUCAGAUGGUCCGCUGUGGCGACCCCUAAUGGGAGCAGCCGAAAGAAGA
Messenger RNA from Xyrauchen texanus (razorback sucker), 1477 nucleotides. It is a transcript of the gene mblac1, whose product is annotated as metallo-beta-lactamase domain containing 1. NCBI's taxonomy places the organism in Eukaryota, Metazoa, Chordata, Actinopteri, Cypriniformes, Catostomidae. The transcript is spliced from 2 exons. The coding region runs from base 66 to 710 and encodes 214 amino acids. The record is from RefSeq and is a predicted model, not a curated record.